UUAGCUUCACGAAGCGCACGGAGGCGUUUGCCUUGCUCGGAAAGGGAAUUUCAUUCGUUUCGUACCUUUAGAGAAAAACUGUAACACCAACAUUUGUAGUGAAGUUACUUCCUCACUGUUAAAUCUCACAACUAUCAAAAAGCUAAAUCAGAUACUAAUAAUGCAGUGAAAAAAGUAAGGUGGAACGCGGAUAGGACGCGCGCUCCAUGGCGAACCAUCGUUCUGAAGGACUCUUUCGGUAAAAACGGACCCAAGCAUCAUCCCCCGGAAAAAUUCACUGGAAAACGGCACACACAUCGGACUCGUAAAGCCAAGCUGGAAUGAAUACACAUAUACGGGGUUAAGAAAAGCAUCACAAGGAAGCAAAACUCCACAAAAGCUUCUUCCCCAUUUUUCGCAAAGCUGUGAUAGAAUUAAAACAUAGGAAAUACGCUGGAGUGGGAAGCAAGCGACGCUCUUUUUCUGGCAGCGUUUCAAGUGCAUCCCGAAUUUCGAGCCAAUGAAAUAAGUAGCAGGGCUUCCUUUUUCUUUAACAAAAGGCGAAAAUUCAGCUCCCCCAUAAGGAUGAUGAAAUAGAAGCAUCAUUUUGUUUAUUGGCUGUUAAAGCGCACAGCUUCUCCGUGGUACGGCCAUUUGUGUGGGAGUGUAUAUUAUAGCUGCGAACGCGCAUCGUACAAAAACAAGCAACGAAACGGUAUGGUGUGUGUUUGUGUGCACACAAAGAUGCUUGGUUGCGAGUUAGCAUAACGGAUUUCAUAGCAUCCGAGCUUCAAGCAUAUAGUUUAGCAUAAGGGACGGAAAAACAACAACGGAAAGGAAAGAUAACAACAUAAACACACAAGCAAACAAUUACGAAAAGGAUUGAGUGCGUCGUGCGUCUUUGGGUCGUCAUUGCUGUGGAAUCAUAUUCUUGAAUCGAAGGAACCAUUGCCAUAAACAUAGCUCGCACACACAACAACGCCACAGCUGGUUCGCGACACAGCACACAAAGCAAGCCAAGAGCGCCCAGCCGCACACCAACACCAAGCGCGAUUUGCGUCGUCCAGUGCGAGAGCGCGACAGAGCUAGUGCGAUUGCGCUGCGAGCGAAAAAGCGAGAGCGAAUGGUUCGCAUCAAAUAAACAGUAGCAACACAGCCGCUCGGUCGAUUCUGUUGUGAGCCCCUGCGAUUCGAACAGCCAAACAAAAGGCACGACAAACGGCCGAACGCGUACGCAACGAACGGACAUAGCGCGAGACCUAGAGCGGGUAGCGCAGCAGUAGCAAUCAGCAACAGUAACAACAGCAGGCUUCUCUGCGAAAAGUGACAACCUGCUCGACACGGAAAGAAGAUGGUCCCAUCGCUAAGGUGAAAGCUGCCUGUACGGACCAAACAACAAACAUCAUCUGUGAUAUAUGCGCGCGCUCCUCGUUCGCCCGUGUGUAGUGCAUUCCCGCAGCCACCUCGUACGAGGCAAAGCAAUAGGAGAGGAAAGAAAAGUAGCUGCACAGUCCCACAACACAACACAACAAAAGUCAGCCUUUUGGAAGGAUAAACUAGUGUGUAACUUAUUUGCCAGUUUAGUGUAGUUUCGCAAGAUAAAUGUUUGUGAUUUUAAAUUAUUUUAACUCUCGCGUUUACGUGCGUGCAUGAUCUUAUACGUAAGCCCGUUCGAAACAACGAGCAAAAACCACGGCAAAGCAAACAACAUCUGUGCCCUGAGGAGUGUUAGUACUACAUUUUAAGUAACAUUACCCAUCAAAACGACCCCAAAGAUAACUAAGACAGACUCGGUAGAGAAAGCAUCCUCAUCACACAACUUCAUGAAACAAAUUAGAACGCUUGGAAGGAAAUUUUCGAACCCCCCCAACUGACGCAACUUUUUCAACGACAAUUUCUAAAUACGAAAAUUGAAAAUCAUUAAGUGGAGAGACAGCAGCAGCACAAAACAUACUCGCAACUCGCACGCACACAGCAAGCGAAUGUGUGGAGAUUCAAUCAGCGUACCUGUGUGUGCGUAAAAGUGGAGACCUAAUCUACACUGUGGAGAGCCGUAACCGUAAGCGAGCUCAACACACCAACACACACACACUGACACAGCCGAACUCUACACAACCAGCGCAGCCGACGAAUGUGCUAGAUUCGCAGCUCAAACACGACCAACUCUCCACACGGGCCGUCAUUGUAGAAUCUAAUACCGAAUUGAAUAGUUCUUUAUUGCUGGACACUGGGGUGACGCAAAAGUGAGAGCCACAAUCACGGAAGCAUCCGGGUACUAGGCCAGCCCUCAGUAUGUCUGUCCCUGUGAGCUGCUACUCUGUCGAUAGCAUGAACAACAUCGACCAGCAGCCCAUCGGCAUCGGCGGCCACGGUCUACACACGUCCACCUCCUCCCUCAUGAUGAUGAUGGAGGAUGACGAUGACCACCGGCCAAUGAUGAGGAUGAGCCCACCGACAACCGUUCAUGCGCACGACCAGACGAUGCAUCACGAUCAGCGGAUGUUGUCAGAGGAGGGCCGGCUUGGGACACCGGAUGCUGCUGAUGGAGUUCUGUUGGCGUCGCACGACUGUCGCCGCGGUGGCACCACUGCUACCGGCAGCGGCUCCAUGCACUCAUCGGGCCCGGGCAGCGAAAGCACCAGCUAUCACUACCCGCCGCAUCAUCACCAUCACCACCAUCACCACCGAAACCACCCGAUGAUGAUGGAUACCGCCGCGGACGGCACGGCAUGCGCCAAUCAUGACGAUGGCCGGGACUUAGUCGGAGCUGCCGGGGCAGCGGCAGCGGCUAAGUGCACCUCACCACAUAAGCACACCACCAACACUGCAUCAUCAUCUUCAUCAUCAUCGACACCAUCAGCAACAUGUAACAGCACCACCGGAGCAGCAGCAGCAACGCCAGCAACACCAGCAAUGCCAACGCAAACAUUCGAGGAGAUGAUGGCUAAGCUGAGCGAACUGCUCGCCCUGGAACCGAAGUACCAACCGAACCUUUACCUGCCGCAACAAUCAGUCAAUGGCGAAAUCACGAUCGGCACCCGCGAUGGAGCUGCCCAUGUGCUGCGCUGCCUGAAGGUUUGGUACGAGCUGCCGAACGAUGUCCUGUUCGCUGCCAUUAACUUGGUUGAUCGCUUCCUGACCAAGAUGAAGGUCCGCCCGAAGCAUAUGGCGUGCAUUUCGGUCAGCUCCUUCCAUUUGGCGGUGCAGCAGCUUAGCAUGCCGAUCAUCGAUACCGAGGAUCUGAUUGCUAUUUCGCAGUGCCGUUGCACGUCUCGCGAUCUGGUGCGUAUGGCAGACAUUGUCGCCAACAAGCUGGGCGUUCAGAUGAACCUGGCACCAGUGACGGCGCUUUCGUUCAUCCGGCUGUUUUACUACAUCUUCGAGAAGGCUGCGAAUGCUCUUGGCCUGUCGGAAAUAUUCAAAUCGGCCAUCUCUCUGGCCGAUCUGGAGAUGCGCCUGGAAAUCCUUGCGUGCGACGCUAGCUGCGCAAGCAUUCGCCCGUCCGAGUUGGCGCUCGUGAUGAUCUUCACCCAGAUGGAUGUGUACGUUAGUGCGAACAAGGACAAUGGUCUGGUACAUCAGCAGAUUCACGAUCUCGUUGACUACGCCAUCCAGCUGCAGAAAUUCUGUCGAAUCCCGGACAGCAGCUUCCUUUACAGUCACAGCAUUGUGACGAAGAUUCUAUCGCUUUACAACGGUCAGCAUAAGAUCCCGUACAAGCAGCGGCUAGUAUGGAAGCUUUCAUCCCGUACUAUGCGUGUGCUGCGCCCCACUGACAAGUUGACCUCCUAUUUGCCAACGAUUGCCGAACACCAUCAUACCCACGGUCACAUGAGCAACAACAAUCUUAGAUUCAGAACUGGCAGCGUAAGCUCCGAAGACGAUGGAGAAGAUUGGCCAACAUCGCCGAUCGUAGCAGUUUGUGAACAGUUCGUUGACGAGUAAAGUGGUCAUUUCGAACGAUCGAUUGCGUCAUCAUUACGCGCGCACACACACACACACUCUCUUUUCUCCUACAUUAGUGGUUUAAUAUCGGAUCGAGUCGUACAUUGUGUGAAUGAACUGGUCUUUCAGUACAAGCAUCUUUCCGCUUAAAAUCGAGCGAUUACGACGUGAAGUGCGACAGAGAAACCAGAGUUACGACAUGAAAGUAGAAUUUUGCGACACCACUCUGCGGCUGAUACGGUGUUGUCAUCCGGUGUUACCGAACAAUGCAGAUUUGCUUGACACGCUGUGAAGAAAUUUUGAAGUAUCCAAUAAUCCUGACCAUCUUUCUGAAACCUGACCUACCAUCGGACAAGGUGGACAAUUGUGCGUUACGUGGAAAAACAAAACGAAUGGUUGGGUGAAGGGGAACAAUAAAGGAUAUGUUGCUACCUUUGGUAGUAGCAUCUCCGUAUGUGUGAUAACAUCCUCAGCAGCUGCAAACAGAAAACAGAAGAGAAACCAAGAAGUGAUACAUUUGCUUUACGUACGUUGACCAAGGCAUCGUGGCAAUACAUGAGCACAUACCCAAAGAAACGAUUCCAGCAUCAGAGCGCGCUCCUGGAGGAGAGACAGAGAGAGAAAGAGAGAUAAAUUCGUUGCUUUCGGUAAGAUGAACUUGUGUGACGCGGUUCAGAACAGAAUCAACAUUGAACAUCGUGGAAAGGAAACAGCGAACAGGACGGACUCAUCCAACAUCAACGACAGAGAAAAGCUGCAGCAAGCAUCAUCGGAAACUGCUUCGGUUGGUAAUGUUAAUUUUAUUUUGUUUUCCUCCCUUUUUUUGUUGUAAGAGAAUGCAUAUUUCUAUAACACUUAUUUCAUAAUAGUGUAGAACGAAAAAGAGCAGUCAGAAAACAAAAGAAAAAAAGAAGAAUCAAUUUAAUUCGUUGGAUAAGAUCUAUGAAUCGUGUAAGCAUGGGAGAAAGAGAGGAGUUUGUCGUGUUGGGAUAAAAUUGGUUACAUUGACAUAACGCCCAGCUUCUAGGCGGUUGCAGAACAUCUUUGGAAAUCGUAUGAAAAGGAACAAACUUUAUUUGAAAUGAAACAAGAACACAAGCAUGAACGGAAGAAAAAAAAUCUAAAGCAAACAAAAAAAAACAAUAAAAAUCUCUGAAAACUUACGCAAAAGUAUAUGCAAGCAUAAAAAGAAAGAUAAAAGGAAAAUCAAAAAAAGUAC
Anopheles funestus (African malaria mosquito) is the source of this 5143-nucleotide messenger RNA. RefSeq names its product cyclin G (gene CycG). The transcript has 8 exons. Gene Ontology annotation, biological process: mitotic cell cycle phase transition; regulation of cyclin-dependent protein serine/threonine kinase activity. Gene Ontology annotation, cellular component: nucleus; cytoplasm; cyclin-dependent protein kinase holoenzyme complex. Bases 2272 to 3924 code for a protein of 550 amino acids. NCBI's taxonomy places the organism in Eukaryota, Metazoa, Arthropoda, Insecta, Diptera, Culicidae. The record is from RefSeq and is a predicted model, not a curated record. Gene Ontology annotation, molecular function: cyclin-dependent protein serine/threonine kinase regulator activity.